Messenger RNA from Symbiodinium sp. CCMP2592, 981 nucleotides. The record is from the annotation of a GenBank genome assembly. Lineage: Eukaryota; Dinophyceae; Suessiales; Symbiodiniaceae.
AUGAACCCCUUGCUGAAAGAGCUUCUGCAGCACUCGGAGAAUCGCAUUUGUGCAGACUGCGGCGAACGUGCACCGCGCUGGUGCAGCAUUAACCUGGGGGUGAUCAUUUGUGCUGAAUGCGCUGGGCUGCAUCGCAAGCUUGGGACGCACAUCUCUUUCGUGCAAAGCCUCAGCUUGGAUGUCCUGAAAGACGAGUGGGUUCAGCAGCUCCUCGCCCGGGGCAACGCAGCCGGGGCCGAGCGCUUCGAAGCAUCACUGCCCAGGUCCUGGUCAAAGCCGGAGGCACUGAGCUCCGGUGGCGACCGCAUCGACUCUGCUAGCGCAUACCAUCUUGAGCAAUACAUCCGGGCGAAGUACGAGCACCAGCUCUUUACAAAAGAAGGGGCGGAGGUUUCCGAGUCGCCCUUCUCACACCGAUUCACGGUGCUGCUGCGCCGCCAAGGUGGCGAGCCCUUCGGCCUUUACCCGUCGAAGUCAGCGCUCUGCCACGGCAGCCUACGGCUGCGUGCAGAUCCUGCAUCUGGCACUGCAGCCGAGCAGUGGAACUUGGCACAAAACAAUCCGAUGCUUCGCCUCCGAGAGGGGGACUAUGUGGUGCGUGUGAACGCCUCUGCUUCGGGGUCGGAGGGCGGCCCUGGGGCACUGAAGCAGCUGCGGGAGGAGCUUCAGGUGGUGCUGGAAGUUGAGCGCCUGCGGCCUCCAGAAUUUCUCAGUUAUGCUUGGAUGGUUCCGGCUGCCUACUUGUUCUUCAACCCAGCAAAGCUCAGCUCCGUUCCUGGAUUGCUGGAAAAGCAUAUCGGCCGUGAAAUGGAACUUUUCUUGCAGAUCUGUUCCAAGUAUGCUUCGCAGUCAGAAGACUGGGAGGAUGUGCUGCAGAUUUUGGCGACGGCGCCUGGUAGCAGCCGAAAUGCUGCAUUGAUUGCCAAGGCCGGACCAUCGUCGGCAGGCCGAGGCCAAGCUUCCGCACUGCGAGCAUGGUGA